Eimeria tenella is the source of this 1199-nucleotide messenger RNA. Its product is annotated as tRNA delta(2)-isopentenylpyrophosphate transferase, putative. The record is from RefSeq and is a predicted model, not a curated record. Lineage: Eukaryota; Apicomplexa; Conoidasida; Eucoccidiorida; Eimeriidae. The transcript has 9 exons. The annotation marks the transcript as partial.
AUCAAAGCGCUGAGCCAGGCGGGCAAGUUCCCGGUGGUGGUGGGGGGCACUCAGCUGUACGUGGAGCUGCUGCUGUGGCGCUCUGCUGUCGACGUUUACAGCGACUCCGAAUUAAAUCCAAAAAAAGAAAAAACGCAAAAAAGGGAAAUUCAAACGGACAAAAGCGAAGAAAAAGCAGAAUGUACGACCCGCUGCAGCAGCAGCAGCAGCUGUUUGGUGGUUGUCUUUGUUUGUUUUCAGUGGAGUCAAAGACAAAUGAAGAAUUAAUUGAAAUGCUGAGAGAAGUUGACAGCGCGCGGGCGCAGCAGCUGCACCCCAACGACAGGCGAAGAAUCAUCAGGAGCAUUCAAGUUUCAAAACAAUUUGGAAUGCCCCACAGCGAGCUGAUGCGGGCGCACAAAUCGCAGCAGCUGCGCUACGACGCAUGCAUUUUGUGGCUGGAUGUGAGGGAUAGAGAAGUUUUGGAAAACAGAUUAAGACGGAGACUUCUGGAGAUGUGUAAAAAAGGACUUUUAGAAGAAGUCAAAUGGCUCGCCAAAGAACUUAAUUUGCAAUCCUGGCCCCCAGAACCUCCAGGGGCCCCCGAGGGGACCCCCAAAGGGGGCCCCCAGGAGGCCCCCCAAGAGAGCCCCCGGGGGGCCCCCUCGGGGGGCCCCCACAGGGGCCCCCAAGGGGACUCCCAAGGGGGCUCCCGUGGGGGCCCGGGGGGCCCCCAGGGACCUCUUUCUGAGUCAGAAGAAGAUGUGAAUCUGCCAACGGAAAGAAAGAAGUUAGAAGGGUUUAGAGGAGGAGUUUUACAAGGCAUUGGGUAUAAGGAGUUCCUGCCUUUGGUGCUGCCUGGGGGCCCCCAGGGGAGCCCUCAGGGGGGCCCCCAGAGGGCCCCUGAGGGGGCCCCCCAGGGGGUCCCCCAGGGGAGUUUGAACCCCGGCGAAAAUGAAAAAGAAGAAAUAAAUGAAAGUUUGAAGAAGUGUUUAGAUUUGGUGGUUUUGCGUUCGCUGCAGUAUUCAAAGCAGCAGCGAAAGUGGAUAAGAAACAAGUUUUUGAUUCGCCGCAGAAACCUGCCUCUUUACUUCCUCGAAGCCACAGACGGGUUUAUGAGCGGGGAGCCCUUCUGUGAAGAUUCGGAGUUUGCUGCUGCUGCACAAAUGUCAGGCGCUGUGAGGCUCAGAGACCUGGAAGGAGCAGAGGAAAACAAGUAA